Penicillium macrosclerotiorum is the source of this 468-nucleotide messenger RNA. RefSeq lists its product as uncharacterized. The record is from RefSeq and is a predicted model, not a curated record. The coding region runs from base 1 to 468 and encodes 155 amino acids. The transcript has a single exon. Lineage: Eukaryota; Fungi; Ascomycota; Eurotiomycetes; Eurotiales; Aspergillaceae.
AUGGCGCCCAGCCAAUUCCACAUUACGGAAGAAUCUUGGGGCAACCACUACCGCGUGGCGACGACCAACAGCGGCGGCUCGACACAACACUUCUUCGUCGAGAAUUGGCCUUUCGAUCCACACCGGCCUGACCUUGCAAUCCACGCCGGGCCUGACCCGAGCAGCCCCGUGCUCGCGCUCUCCAAGUUCCGACGGUUCUCGGCAGAUUGCGAAGUAGCAGUGCUGGCAGACGCCGGCGCGGAGCCGGAGUGGAUGCGGCUGGCCAAGGAGGGGCUCAUGUCGCCGAGAUAUGGGUUUGAUGGUGACGGGGGGCAGUUUGUGUGGAAGAAGACGCGGUCAAUGGGGAGCCAUGCGACUCCGCUGGGGAACAUGAAGUUGGUGGAGGCGCGGAAUUUGGAUGUGCGGGCGGUGUUCUCGUCAAAUUCGUAUACGCUAGUGACGGGGUCGCUGGAGAUGUAUGGUGAGUAA